AUGCGACGACGGCGAGGCAGGGAAACGGCGAGACGAGACGACGGCGAAACAGGGAAUUGGGGAGACGGCGAGACGGGGCGACGGGGCGACGACGAAACAGGGAAACAACGAGACGGGAUGACGGCGAAACAGGGAAACGGCGAGACGGCGAGACGGGGCGACGACGAAACGGGGAAACGGCGAGACGGGAUGACGGCGAAACAGGGAAACGGCGAGACGGCGAGACGGGGCGACAACGAAACAGGGAAACGGCGAGAUGGCGAGACGGGGCGACGACGAAACGGGGAAACGGCGAGACGGGAUGACGGCGAAACAGGGAAACGGCGAGACGGCGAGACGGGGCGACAACGAAACGGGGAAACAGCGAGAUGCGACGACGGCGAGGCAGGGAAACGGCGAGACGGGGCGACAACGAAACGGGGAAACGGCGAGACGGGGCGACGGGGCGACGACGAAACGGGGAAACGGCGAGACGGGAUGACGGCGAAACAGGGAAACGGCGAGACGGCGAGACGGGGCGACGGUGGGGACGAACAGGCAACAACGGGUAAAUGGGGGAACAGGCGAGGGUAG
Pleurotus ostreatus (oyster mushroom) is the source of this 573-nucleotide messenger RNA. RefSeq lists its product as uncharacterized. The record is from RefSeq and is a predicted model, not a curated record. The coding region runs from base 1 to 573 and encodes 190 amino acids. Lineage: Eukaryota; Fungi; Basidiomycota; Agaricomycetes; Agaricales; Pleurotaceae. The transcript has a single exon.